AUGCUCAUAGCCGACAGAAUCGCAGAGACGACCGGCAUCGCCGUGUAUGUUCCGGAUAUAUUCUUCGGUGAAGCUAUAGACGUGGAUACAUUGCCAAUCCCAGACAGCGCCGCGGCAGCGAGAGCACAAGGAAUCGUGGCAAAAAUUGUUACCGUUGCGAAGCUCGCCACUCACUCACCCUGGUUCAUCCGUCACCGACCUGCCCAGCAUCUCGCUCAAGCCCACGAACUGAUUAAAGUUCUGAAGGAAGGAAAAGGCGUGAAGAAACUCGGCGCUGUAGGGUACUGCUACGGCGCUUUCUUCACGACCCACUUCAACGCAACGGGCGACGUGGACGCGUCCGUGCUGUGCCACCCCUCCCUCCUGAAGCUUGAGGGCUUUGAGAAGUUGCGUGCGCCGACGUCUGUCGCGCUUGCUGAGGAAGAUCACGCCGUCGACCGCAAGUUUCAGGCGCAGUUCGAAGAGGUGCUGAAGUGCAAGGACUUUGAGACGGAGGUCGUGCUGUACCCGGGAACCGCACAUGGUUUCGCUUGCCGGCCCAAUUUAGCCAUCGAAGAAGUCAACAAGGCAUUUCAGGGGUCGCUGGCUCAGAUGUGCUCUUUCUUCAAGCGACAUCUGAUUUGA
Molecule: messenger RNA, 624 nt
Organism: Punctularia strigosozonata HHB-11173 SS5
Lineage: Eukaryota; Fungi; Basidiomycota; Agaricomycetes; Corticiales; Punctulariaceae
Product: alpha/beta-hydrolase
Exons: 5
Coding region: 1-624 (207 amino acids)
Molecular function (GO): hydrolase activity
Source: RefSeq, a predicted model, not a curated record